UAUUUUCUCUGUUUAUACGUUACAUUCAUAUAUAUCUUCCAUUCUUCUUUUUCUUGUCUUCCUCAUUUUUUCGCUCAAAGAACAUUUCCGCCAUUAAAGAACAAUUAAACCUCCAAAUUCUCCAAAUGCAAGCACUGAUUACCCAAUCUCCUAGCUCACCUAGCUUCAAUUCUUACUCCUCAGAGAAUCUCACUGAAAUUGCAGCCAGAGUUGUUCGAGAAUUCACUAACGAUCAACCAGAUGAUUAUGACUGUAAUAUCAUCUUUAAUUCGCUACCAGAACCAGAAAAUUCCACGCCAAAAGUAGAAGAAGAUCAAGAAAUUAUGAAAUUAGACGAGGAAGAGACUCCGGAGGAAGAGGCGGAGGAGGAGGAGUUUGAGUUCGCUAUUCCAAGCUCAGAGCCGGCGGAGCCACCGAUUUCAGCGGGGGAUAUUUUUUAUAACGGUCAAAUUAGACCGACUUAUCCUCUAUUCAACACCUCGUUACUAUUAGAAAAAGAUGAACAGUUAUUACCUAAAUCAGCUCCGAAGCCAAAUCGAUUGCCGUUACGGAAGCUAUUCAGCGAAGAAAGGGAAACGUCAACUACGACGUCGUCGUCUUCGUCGGAGGCGGAUGAGCUAGAAUCCGUACCGGAAGAUUCUUAUUGCGCGUGGAAACCUAAAAGUGCGGCGAGUAUCAGCAAGAAGAGCCGCUCCACAGGAACGUCUUCGAAGAGAUGGAAGCUUCGGGAUUUGCUUAAUAGAAGUAGGAGUGACGGAAAAGAGACGUUUGUGUUCUUGGCUCCGCCGGCUGCGGCGGAGAAGAAGAGUAACGGUGGCGAUGUUGUUGAAGUUGAAGAACACUAUGUGAAGAAUAGAGCGGUUAUGAAGGAAGGAGAUAAACGACGGUCGUUUUUGCCGUACAGGCAGGACUUGGUUGGGUUUUUCUCUAAUGCUAACGGUUUGAGUAGAAAUCUGCGUGCUUAUUGAGAGUUUGAUUUUUAUUUGUUUUUAUUAUUAUUUUAUACUUGAAAUGGAAAAUACUGUUAUAUAGUAUUUGUUAUUAUUUUUAAUUAUAGCAUGUAUAUAUAAAUUUUCUUUAAAUUUUCA
Messenger RNA from Mercurialis annua (annual mercury), 1088 nucleotides. RefSeq lists its product as uncharacterized. The transcript has a single exon. The record is from RefSeq and is a predicted model, not a curated record. Lineage: Eukaryota; Viridiplantae; Streptophyta; Magnoliopsida; Malpighiales; Euphorbiaceae. Bases 126 to 968 code for a protein of 280 amino acids.